GAGAUGAUUAAAAAUGCUGAGAAAAGAGCGGAGGCGUUAAGGGAGAGGCUUAAAGUAAAGAAUGAUGAGAAGAUGAAGGCGUAUAUAAAAGCGCAGGAGGACGACAAUGAUAAGAAGAGGAAGAAACAAGAGGAGUUUAUAUUGUGGAAUCCUGAGGAGGAGAAGGAGAAGAAGAAAAAGAAGAAAACCCAGGGGAAGGACACUGGGGCUGCGAAGAGUAAUGUUGGAGCGGCGGAAUCGUCGGGAGGGCAGCAAAAUUAGG
Molecule: messenger RNA, 262 nt
Organism: Cucurbitaria berberidis CBS 394.84
Lineage: Eukaryota; Fungi; Ascomycota; Dothideomycetes; Pleosporales; Cucurbitariaceae
Exons: 1
Coding region: 4-261 (85 amino acids)
Source: RefSeq, a predicted model, not a curated record